Gastrolobium bilobum is the source of this 782-nucleotide messenger RNA. Its product is annotated as dirigent protein 22-like. The transcript has a single exon. Lineage: Eukaryota; Viridiplantae; Streptophyta; Magnoliopsida; Fabales; Fabaceae. The record is from RefSeq and is a predicted model, not a curated record. The coding region runs from base 105 to 677 and encodes 190 amino acids.
UCCUCGCUCCCCAAUCUUAGCUUAUAAAUUCUUCCAUUCAUUCCCUUCGCUCUCUUCAUCCCACUUUUGUUAGAGUGACAACAACAUCUCAUAACCACCAAAACAUGGCAACCCAAUACCUCAUCUUCUUCCUUCUCCUCUCUUCCUAUACACUCACCUCUGUCUCCACAGAAGAAACCGGUUUCGUGCGUUCACUAGACCGCGAGAUGAUGGCCAUGGAAAAGAAAGAAAAAAUAAGCCACUUCAGAUUCUAUUGGCAAGACAUCGUUGGUGGAAACAACGCUACCUCAGUUGUAAUUGUUCCACCACUCCCUAAGUAUAACCCUGCCAAUGCCUUUGGUAUGGUUAGAAUCAUUGACAACGCUUUGACCUUAGGACCAGAACUAAGUUCAAAGCUUGUUGGAAGAGCUGAAGGGUUUUAUGCAUCUACAUCACAGACAGAGCUUGAUCUUCUUAUGGUUAUGAGCUUUGCCUUGUUUGAAGGGAGGUAUAAUGGUAGCAGCAUCACAAUCGUGGGGAGGAACGUUGCUUAUAACACGGUUAGGGAGUUGCCUGUGAUUGGUGGCAGUGGUGUUUUCAGGUUUGCUAAGGGAUAUGCUGAAGCUAGGACUCACUUUUUUGAUCCUAAAACUCAGGAUACUGUUGUUGAGUACAACGUUUAUGUUUUUCAUUAUUGAUGUCACACUGUUUCUUAGUUUCCUCUUUUGAGGUCAUGUAUCUGCUGCUUUUUUGCUUUUCCUGUGGAGGUUAACCUCGUGAACCCACUCCUUGUUUAUUUGUAU